Staurois parvus is the source of this 535-nucleotide messenger RNA. NCBI's taxonomy places the organism in Eukaryota, Metazoa, Chordata, Amphibia, Anura, Ranidae. The record is from the annotation of a GenBank genome assembly.
UCUCCUUUAAAUGUGGACGCCAUAUGGCGUGCUUUCGGGCAUGCGCAGUUUGCGCGCCUGCAGAGCCGUGCAGCGGUGCGAUCUGUCACUGGCCGUGUACCUCGUCCGCAGUGUCUGGUCAUGCCCUGUACUGUCUGCAGUCUCUGGUCAUCUGUACUAUGUCCGCAGUCUCUGGUCAUCUCCUGUACUGUCCGCAGUCUCUGGUCAUCUCCUGUACUGUCUGCAGUCUCUGGUCAUCUGUACUAUGUCCGCAGUCUCUGGUCAUCUCCUGUACUGUCCGCAGUCUCUGGUCAUCUCCUGUACUGUCCGCAGUCUCUGGUCAUCUCCUGUACUAUGUCCGCAGUCUCUGGUCAUCUCCUGUACUGUCCGCAGUCUCUGGUCAUCUCCUGUACUGUCUGCAGUCUCUGGUCAUCUCCUGUACUGUCCGCAGUCUCUGGUCAUCUCCUGUACUGUCCGCAGUCUCUGGUCAUCUCCUGUACUGUCCGCAGUCUCUGGUCAUAUCCUGUACUGUCUCCGCAGUCUCUGGUCAUAUCCU